UAGGCGUGAAGGCGGGAGUUUUAGCGGCUGAGGCAGCUGAGCUGUUGCCUGGGCUUGUUCAGCCUCCGCGCGUCGCUCCUGCGGCCCUCAAGCCGAACCCGGCUCCGUUCUCCGCCUGCUGGCCGUGGCGGCCCCGCGUGGCCCGCCAUGUUUCGCGGGCGGGAGCGGGUGGUGGCUUUGGCGGACAUGGACUGCUUCUACAUGCAGGUGGAGCAGCGCCUGGAGCCCAGCCUGCGCGGGAAGCCGUGCGCCGUGGUGCAGUACAAGACGUGGAAAGGCGGCGGAAUCAUUGCAGUGAGCUACGAAGCUCGAGCUUUUGGAGUUACCAGAAACAUGUUUGCUGCUGAUGCAAAGAAACUAUGUCCGGAUCUCCUGUUAGCGCGAGUACCAGAGGCCCAUGGUAAAGCAGAUCUCACCAAGUACCGAGAAGCCAGCGUGGAGGUGAUGGAAGUGAUGUCACGCUUUGCUGUGAUUGAACGUGCCAGCAUUGAUGAAGCCUACAUGGAUUUGACUAGCGCUGUGCAGGAAAGGAUUCAGAAGAUGAAAGGGCAGGCUAUUGUAGCAGAGCUGUUGGCAACUACCUACAUCCAAGGAUGGCCAGACAGCCUCGCAGCAGAAGAGAAUACAGGCAACAAAGAAGAACUGCGGGAACGUGGUUUGCGACAGUGGCUUGAAUCAUUGCCUUUUGGAGAUCCCAGCAGUCCAGAGCUGCAGCUGACUGUGGGAGCUGUCAUUAUGGAAGAAAUGAGGGCAGCUGUGGAAUCUGUCACUGGAUUUAGGUGUUCUGCUGGCAUUUCUCACAACAAGGUAUUAGCAAAGCUGGCCUGUGGUCUCAACAAGCCUAAUCGUCAGACUCUGGUGUCACAGGGUUCCGUCCCUCAGCUCUUUAGCAAGAUGCCAAUCAGCAACAUCCGCAACCUUGGAGGGAAGCUUGGGGCCUCUAUCACUGAACUUCUGGGCGUGGAGUAUGUAGGAGAGCUGAUCCAGUUCAGCGAAUCACAGCUUCAGACCCACUUUGGAGAGAAGACUGGCUCCUGGUUGUAUGACUUGUGCAGAGGGAUGGAGCAUGAGCCUGUGAAACCUAGACAAUUGCCCAAAUCCAUUGGCUGUAGUAAGAAUUUCCGUGGGAAAACAGCUUUGGUUACUCAGAAGCAGGUGCAGCAUUGGCUUCUGCAGCUGGCCUUGGAGCUGGAGGAGAGACUGAACAAGGACAGAGACCAAAACAACCGCGUAGCUAAACAGCUGACUAUUGGGAUCCAUAUGCAGGGCUAUAAACAUGCCAACAGCUUAUCCCGCUGCUGUGCCUUAGCAAAUUAUGACGCCCAUAAAAUCAGCAGAGAUGCUUUUGUGCUAAUCCAGAACUGCAAUACUGCAGGUGGCCAGCAGGCUGCAUGGUCUCCUCCAAUUACACUUCUUCAGCUUUCUGCGAGCAAGUUUUCAGAAGCUCGUGCUUCCUCCGUGAACAUUACAUCCUUCCUGACGACUGACAACCAAGGUACCCAAGCCACUUGCACCAGUGCAUCCAGCCCAAAUGGCAAGUCCAUUGAAAGCCCCAAAAAGGAGACCCUCAAGAAGACAACCAAUCCUAUUCAGAUGCUUUUUCAGAGGGCAGUGGAAAAGAAACAGGCCCAGGCUAUGGUCAGGAACUCUCUUCCUGGUGUCAGCAAUGAAAUGAACUUACCAUCAGUACCAGAGUCCAGUAUCUGUCAGGAUAAACGACUCACCCCCAUUAACAGCCAGAUUCCAAAAGCUCCUGCGGAACAAAGUAUCACCAGGAGCAACCCAGACUGCAUGCAGAAACAGCUCUCGGUAGAGCAGUCUGUGGCCAGCUCCGAAGCAGGGCUCCUGGAGACCCCUUUAGAAACAGAAGUGCCUGAGGUCUCUUCAGAGCUCCCUGAUCUGUGCAAGGAAAAGGAAGUGCAUCCUGCUGCUGGAAUUUCCCAGGUAGGGGCUGAUAGUUGGGCUCUUCAGCCCUGUACUGGUGACACGAUGCUGUGCGAGAAAUGUAAUCAACAGGUGUUGGUAUGGGAGUUCACAGAACACUCGGACUACCACUUUGCUGUGGAGCUGCAGAAUUCUUUCUCAGGAACUGACGCCUUCAGGCCAUCUUUGCCUCCCACCAGCCCUCCAAGUAAGGGCAAAAGUAAACAGAAGACACCCACAGCCUCUAGGGCCAAAAGGCCAAGGCAAAGCACAGAUAGGACUUUGGAUUUCUUUUUUAAGCGGCCACCUCCUUAGGAUGAAGCUCAUCUGAGCAGCUUACCUUGGAAAAAGAAGGUGCAAUUUUAUUUGCCUUUAUCUAAUAUCCAUAAGUAAGUAAAUAAACAGGAUAAUAAAUUGUUCCAAACAGGUGCUUGGAAAGCUACAGGACUCCCCGUUGUUGUUACAAGAACCUGCACUUGGUAGUCAAGGUUGUUAUGCCUUCUGUAGCACGUUCUUGCUCUGUAGCUUCAGAUGGUGACAGAUUUCGCAUCAAGGUGCCAUAUUAAUGAUACUGCCAAUUUAUGGUAGUCAUUGGGGCCAUCUCUAGUCAGACUGUCCCCUCCACAGGACCAUCUUUACAUUGUACGUCAUUCAUUUGUUUUAGUAUUUUAAACUUGUAAACUGCCUUGGCAGAAGAGAGGUAUUAAAUGCAAUACAGUCAUACCUUGGGUUACAGACGCUUCAGGUUGCGUUUUUUUGGGUUACGGACCACCAAAACCCAGAAGUAGUGGAACGGGUUACUUCUGAGUUUUGGCGGAUGCGCAGAAGCGCCAAAUUGCAACCCGCGCAUGCACAGACGUGCCGCUGUGGGUUGCGGACGUGCAUCCUGCACGGAUCAUGUUUGCAACCUGAGCGUCCACUGUACAUGCUUUUGAAGAUCUAGAGAGGUGCUGCUCGUGGGCUUUCCAAGGCCUGCUCUAGGCAACGAAAUGUCAAGGGAUGAACUUGGGCCCUUCUGCAUCCUGCUCAUGUGUUCUCUCAUUGAGCUGCUUAGAUCAGAGUUGUAGGUUGUGACUGGCUUUUACUGUGGUGGGGAUUGCCCUUCCAUAGGCAAGACAGUCAUUAAGAGUUGAAUGGAUACUGGAAUAUGCGCUGUGAAAGUCCACAUGUGUCCAUUUGACCACUUUGAUCAGCGGAAUUGGUGCUAUCUAGGCGCUAUGUGAUAACUGUUCUGCAUUUUUAAGAAUCUGAUUGUUUAGUGUGGCAGCACCUGCACUUUGGAACCCCCGCCUACUGAGAUUAAGAAAGCGUCUUCAUGGUACUCUUUUCAUCAUCUGCUAAAAACAUUCUUGUUUAGACAAGCCUAACCAGAUGCUUAGAAAGCUGAGGUGAUUUUAAUCUGUCUUUAAUAUUUUAACUUGUGUAUUUUAAAGUAUGCUUGUGAAUUUUUCCAAUCGAGUGGUGUAUAAAUUUUAUGAAAUAAAGUGUAGAAACCAGUGUAUACAUAUGGAAAGUUGAGGCAAAUCUAUAACAUCUGUACUUUAAUUUGAUGGCUUGAUUAAAGAUCUACUUGAUGAGUAUAGGUUUUAUCUAUAUGAAAAAGCAGGACCUUAUUUAAAUAAAAUUGUCCAGUAUGA
Messenger RNA from Podarcis raffonei (Aeolian wall lizard), 3560 nucleotides. It is a transcript of the gene POLH, whose product is annotated as DNA polymerase eta. Gene Ontology annotation, biological process: response to radiation; error-prone translesion synthesis. The record is from RefSeq and is a predicted model, not a curated record. The coding region runs from base 148 to 2238 and encodes 696 amino acids. The transcript is spliced from 10 exons. Lineage: Eukaryota; Metazoa; Chordata; Lepidosauria; Squamata; Lacertidae. Gene Ontology annotation, cellular component: replication fork; nucleus; site of double-strand break. Gene Ontology annotation, molecular function: damaged DNA binding; DNA-directed DNA polymerase activity.